GCUAGCCACAAACAGCAGGGGAUGCAUGUUGAAUGCUUCAUGAUGGAUUCUUAUCAUGGCGAGACUGGCUUGGAAGGAGCUGCGUCCAGGCCUCAUUCAUGAGGUUUGUCAACCAGGACUUUCUCCGCUCUCGGUGGUUCGACAAGAUGAGGCAGCAAUCCAGCGCCUGAGAGCUGCAGCAGAACGCUUGACAAGCAGUGAGCCUUUUGAGUGUGCUCGCUGGGCAUCGAUCUUGGAUUUGCAAGGUCGACACGUUGAAGCUCAACAAGUCCUGAAGGAGCGAUGCGCAAAUGAAGCCAGACCAGGGCAUUUUGGAGCAAUUCGUCUCUUGACACAUAUGAUUCAGCGUCAUGUACAAUGGCAAGCGGAGCGAGCUCGUCUGGAGCAGGAGAACAGGCCCAGCAAGGUUGUUCCAGUGGAAAUCCUGCCGGCAGAAGUUUCUCGAGAAGAGCUCUGGAAAAAGUUUGUCCAACCAGGAGUUCCGUGCGUGAUUCGUGGUGCGGGAGUGGCUUCAUUUCGGACCCUUGAUGAUUUGAAAGCCAUAAGCAAGGCACAGGUGCCUGUUCGUGGCUGUGACGAAGCUUCAGCAAAGUGGGCUCGCUUGGAGUUUGUGGGCGUGAAGCGCUUCGAUGAAUUUCUGCAAGUAUCGACCUGAAAAUUGAUUGGACGCUCCUCGAAACAGCCCUCAACUCUUUGACUAUUCCAUAUGGCAGCACUGUGCUGAAUCUCUUGGCUCCCAGGUCUCUAUGCCAAGCAAAUGGUUUCCGGUGGACUUGUAUACAUAUGCGGCUGCUCAAAUACAGCCAGUCACGGGAUCAGCUGGUCCAACACUUUUUGUGGCUCCACGCGGAUCGGGCUCAUCUUUGCACGUGGAUACACUGCAGAACGCUGAGGCCCUGUGCUCUGGCCGGAAGCGGUGGCGGCUGGUCAACAGAGAUGAGAUGUCUUUGCUGCGCCCGCUGUACUUGGCAGACUUAAAUCCAGUGUUUCCGAUGGAUUUAGAGGAGUGACGCAAGGUCAAAGUUUACGAAACCAUUUUGGAAGCUGACGAUUUGAUCUUCGUUCCUGCUGGGUGGCCUCAUCAGGUCGACAAUUUGGAGACUUCAAUGGCUAUCAGCUCCAACUUUAUCGUUUGUGUCUUAAACAAGUUAAGUGUGGAUGACAACAGCCACUCAGCGAGACUGAAAAUGUGGGCUCUGUUCAAGCGCAGUGCGAACAGACAAUUGAGUCUUGCUUGGUUGCUAUCACCGCAUAGCAAUUUGUUCAGCUCUAAACCAGGUUGAAGCGAGCCCUCAAAAGUCAAUGCGCGUGACGCGUGCAGGAUUGUAUUUGGCUCCUCUAUCCAGCCCUGAUGACGUGUCCAUUAGGACAUAUGUAAGAACCUAAGUCCCCUAGAAUCCCAGAUCCAGCAAUAUAACCCCUUUGACAGGUUGUUGGCAGUUUGUCAAGAGACUUCAAAUUCCCAAAACUUGAGCCGCCGAACCAAGUUCGUAGUUGCCAGGCUCGGCAUGGCGAAGUUCGCACACCACAGGAGACCCAGAAAAGGCUGCUUCAGGUGAUCUCUAUUUCAGCCAUUGGCAUUGGCUGUUUGUGCAUUUUCCUUGGGCACCGAUUGCGGGACUCUGCAACAUACUAACUGAUGUCCCAAGUUUGGCAACGCCUUGGAGUCGAAGACUCGCUCGGCCUCUUAAAGUGAACUUGGUCUUGCACCUUUAGAACUGGGUGCUGCGACAGCCGCUGGACAAAAA
Durusdinium trenchii is the source of this 1748-nucleotide messenger RNA. Lineage: Eukaryota; Dinophyceae; Suessiales; Symbiodiniaceae. The record is from the annotation of a GenBank genome assembly.